ACAAUUGUAGGAAAAAGGAGCAUGAUAUGUACAUACACAUCUAAAGCAAAUUCUAUGUAUAUCUGUGUCCGUUCCCCACACUAGCAAAAGCAAGAGAGAAUCCCAUCCAGCAAUUUCAAAACUCCUCUGAAACUCCAAAACCCUAACCCUAAUCCUUCCUAAUAUUCUCAUUCCACACCAUUAUUGGAUCCUUCUCUGUGUUUGAGAUCCUGCUAUUUGAAUUACAAUUUCCAUUUAUUUUGUUCAAAAGAAAUUCUCCGUCGAGGGAGAUUCAGUUCCACGGUUACCCAGUAAGGUUUAAUACGGAAACGGAAAAGAAGGAAAGGAUCAAGAGAUCUGGGAAUUCGCUAAUCUAUAGCAUCAGCAGAUGCAGUUCUCUAUUGCAGUGGCGCUAAUUCGAUGACCUUUGGACCACGAUGGCAGCUGAGAAGAAAUGGCUCUUCACCCUCUUCUCUGCCGCCUUCGUUUCCGCUCUUCUUUUCCUCUCUGCAAUGUCUGGUUUCAGUGCAUCUGCUUCUUUCGGCUCACGUAGGACGUUCUCUUCCGCUGUUCGGUAUGGGGCUAAUUAUCCUCCUGCUUUUGCUUAUUAUAUCUCUGGAGGGAGAGGGCAUAAAGACCAGAUCUUCCGAUUAUUGCUUGCGGUUUAUCACCCACGUAACCGCUAUCUUCUCCAUCUUGAGCCCGAUGCUUCAAAAGAAGAACGGGAGAAGCUGGUCGAAGCGGUCCGUGCUGUUCCAGCUAUACGCGCUUUUGGGAACGUUGAUGUUAUAGGUAAACCGGAUCCUGUCACGUACAUGGGAUCGUCGAACAUUGCUGCCACGCUUCGUGCGGCUGCAAUUCUUUUGAGGGUUGAUAGCGGUUGGGAUUGGUUCAUCACUUUGAGUGCAAUGGAUUAUCCACUUCUUACUCAAGAUGACUUGUCUCAUGUAUUCUCCACAGUGAGGAGGGAACUCAAUUUCAUUGAUCACACCAGUGACCUUGGCUGGAAAGAGUUCCAGAGGGUCCAACCAAUCGUAGUGGACCCAGGUAUUUACUUGGCUAGGAGGACGCAAAUCUUUCAAGCUACACAGAAGCGGCCGACACCUGAUGCUUUCAAAUUUUUUACAGGUUCCCCGUGGGUUAUUCUGAGCCGAGCCUUCUUAGAAUUCUGUGUGCUUGGUUGGGAUAAUAUUCCACGAACUCUUCUUAUGUAUUUUACAAAUGUACUUAUACCCCAAGAAGGGUAUUUCCAUUCUGUAGUUUGCAAUUCACCAGAGUUCCGUAACACAACUGUGAACAGUGAUCUAAGAUACAUGAUCUGGGACAAUCCCCCCAGGAUGGAACCUCACUAUCUCAACGCUACAGACUAUGAUCUCAUGGUGCAGAGUGGGGCUGCCUUUGCGAGACAGUUCCAUAAAGAUGACCGGGUGCUGGACAUAGUUGAUGACAAGAUCCUAAUGCGUGGUUCCAAUCGUGCUGCCGUAGGUGCAUGGUGCAGUGGCAAGAGACACUGGUGGAUGGAUCCAUGCUCAAAGUGGGGUGAUGUCAAUAUUGUGAAGCCUGGGCCACAAGCAGAGAAGUUCAAGGAGGUACUAACAGGCCUUAUUGAUGAUUUGAGUUCACAGUCAAGAUCAUGCAAGUGAUAUCAAAUAAGGCAGAAAAUUGCUGCCGUGGAACCUCAAUGCGAACUGCCCCUGCGUCGUGAAUCUCCUGAUGCAUUGACCUGUACGAGGCUACCACUAUCGGUUGAGGUAUAUUAAAAGAUUACAUGUAUUCCGAGUUUUGGGUGGUGGUGCUUCCAUUCCACGGUACCUUUUACUUGUAAACGGUGGCCAAGCUAAGGUUGGGGGCCAUGCAUGGCUCUCUCAAAAUUUGAAAUUUUCUAUAUGUGGGCAAUAUAUAAUGAUCCAAUACGCUGUUUAUCAGAAACAAUAAUCUAUUGAUCCUCCACCCUUCCUUUUU
Molecule: messenger RNA, 1941 nt
Organism: Macadamia integrifolia
Lineage: Eukaryota; Viridiplantae; Streptophyta; Magnoliopsida; Proteales; Proteaceae
Product: beta-glucuronosyltransferase GlcAT14A-like
Exons: 4
Coding region: 417-1622 (401 amino acids)
Cellular component (GO): membrane
Molecular function (GO): glucuronosyltransferase activity
Source: RefSeq, a predicted model, not a curated record